AUUGCAUGUAUCAAGCUGUGGCAGCGACGCUGUAGUGGAAGUAAGUCGUGGUAGACGUGUUCGUCUCUGGUCCUAGCUUGCCCGACAGCGAGGGUACAACAAACACAGAAGGCUUGUACUUGAGAGAUACGUUAUUGAUUUGGACUACAUAAGCCUUCGUUGUGAAUAAGUAUGGGACAUCUAUAGGCAGUGGCCACUAUGGAAUCACAAUGAGACUGUGGGACCUGCAUCUCUAUGUCAACAUGAUCAUCCGCCGGUCUGCCAGCAGAGAAUGCACAUAGGUCCCCUCGCAACACUAUGCCUCCUCCAAAGAAACCAAAAUCAGGGCCUACAUCUGCUGAGCAGUUUUUAUCCAAAGAGGAGCUUUCCAAACUCACCAAGGAUGAGUUGGCGACGGCAGCAUCCACCCCGGCAGCAACACCACCAGCAUCAUCUGGGGAGGAUGAAACACCAACCAAGUCUAAGCAUGGUAGGGAGGGGGUGUCCAAGAAACUGGCCCAUGACAAUAAGGGACAUGUUCAUAUUCUGAAAGAACUUUGUGCAAAACGUGAUGAAUCUGUUAAAGUGGAAUACCUCCCUGAGACCUCCCUUCCUGCAAGGAAAGGGAAAUCUCCACCCCACAAUGCAGAACACCUAGACAACCCCAGACCUGACAAGAAUGCCACGGCAGCUAGCUCAGCCUCAGGAAGGGCCCAAAGGGAAAAGAACUUACAUGAUACCCUUUCUCUCAAAAUGCCCGCCAAAAACAUGCCACCUUUUGGUCAUGUUUUGGCGUCCAAAACUACUGAGGGGCAUUAUAUUCAGGUUCUUGAACGUCAGGGUCAGCAACUUGUCUCAGAGACAGUCAUCACUCAGGUGCAGCACCAGCAUCAGCAGCAGCAGCAUCCUCAGCAGCAGCAGCAGCAGCAGCCAAAUGUUGUCCCUGCAUUCUGUCAGUCGAUGAUCCAACUACCUCCUUCUAAUACCUCAUUGACCAGAUCGUGUACCUCGACUACAUUUUCAGGGGCAAGUGCUCUAGUGAAUCAGCUACCUCCGUACCUACAGGAUAACAGUUCAGUGUGUUCGCCUCACAGCCAGACCACGACCUCCGAGCCUUAUGACUUGUCUCUCAAGAAGGUUUGCGCUCCGUUUGGCCGUGGGGUGGACGAUCACCUCAAAUACCACCCAGACAUCAGCCCCAGCAGUACCGGCAGCUUGCCGGCGGCCUUUAUGGCUUUUGCAGCUACAGGGCAGCAGCAUUCUGCUCUGGGCGACCAUGAUAAACUUCUUUUGACCUCAACAGGUCGUUACCUCAAUAACACUCAAGGGAUUUCAACAAAAUGUACCUCAGAUACAACUCAGUUCCUUCAGGGUGAAGGGAUCCCAGGACUGAAGAGCACCAUGCUCACUCAGGUGACCCCCAAUGUGAUGAGCAUCCUAACAGGGGGCAAACCAACUGUCCUGCUGAGCGACCAGGUCCAGGCGUUCCCCGUGGCUCCGCUCUCACGGUCAUCCGUCUCCACAGACAGUGGCAUUUCUGGCAAGGAAAGUCUGCCUGGUAGUCCUUUAGGGGAGUGCAGUGGCACCAAGUCUCCUAAGGAAGAAGGGCGGAUGGUGUCGCCAGGUGCAUGCAUACCGGUGCAGGUGCAACAUGCGCAGAGCAUGUUGCCUGCCGGUGCACACCCACAGGCGCCGACGUCAACCACAACAGACGGGCUGGACCCAGAGAAAAAGUUUCUGCCACCCAUUGAUCCCCGCACCAACCUUGUUCAGGCACCACACCCUAAACAGGAGAUGCCUUCAGUGAGUGGGACAUCCACCAAGUUGUGCCAGGUGUGUAAUGACAACGCAUCCGGCUUCCACUAUGGUGUCUGGUCCUGCGAAGGCUGUAAGGCUUUCUUCAAACGAAGCAUACAAGGUAAACUUCAAGGUCCCGUGGACUAUGUAUGUCCAGCAACUAACAACUGUACAAUUGACAAACAUCGUCGGAAGAGCUGCCAGGCAUGCCGUCUCCGCAAAUGUUAUGAAGUUGGAAUGAACAAAGGGAGUCAGCGCAAAGAAAGGAAGAGCAGCGGAGGAAGUGCUGGGAAGGGGAAACGUUGUCGUGCUGACUCUACCGACGCUGCUAUCAAUUCCACCAGUGGAGGAUCGGCCAAGUGUGCCAAGCGGUCUCGGUGUCACAUGAUUCUAGAGGCACUGCAGAAGGCCGACCUCCCCGUGCUGGAGAGUUACCACAACCACAACUUGCCACCCACUCGCAUCCAUCUACUAAACACACUGGUGAAGCUGGCGGACAGAGAACUAGUCUACUUGAUCAACUGGGCCAAGCACGUCCCAGGCUACACAGAUCUGUCCCUGAGCGACCAAGUGCACCUCAUCGAGUGCUGCUGGAUGGAGCUGCUUCUCCUUAACUGUGCAUUUCGAUCAAUGGACCACGAGGGCAAGAGGCUGGUGUUUGCCCCAGAUUUCCAUUUAGAUCGCCACCACUGGAACAUCACGGGGAUGACAGAGAUCCUGGAACAGGUGGCCGCAGUGUCUGAGCAGAUGGUGCAAUAUAGUGUAGGCAAAGAGGAGCUGCUGCUACUCCAAGCUACAGUAUUAGUCAAUGCAGAAGUGAGACGGUUGGCGAGUUUCAGCAAGAUCCAAGAAAUGCGUCAGCUGAUUGUGGGGGCAUUGAUGGAGGUUGUGCAGAAAUACCACGCAGACGAUGUCCAGCACUUCGCCUCCAUGCUGCUGCUCCUCACCCACAUCCGACAGGCGGGCGAACGCGGCAUCGCGUGCUUCCAGCAGCUGAAGCGAGAGGGCUGCGUUACAUUCUGUGAUCUUCUCACCGAGAUGCUCGAGGCCCACAAUUCCACAGCAGAGAGGAAGCAAGAACUGGAACAACUUGACUGAUGCAUGUAGAAUGUGAUGCAGUCACUUCCUCCUAGCCACACUAGUGAUGCAUUAUGGGAAUGUAGCUGAAAUGCAUCCUGGGAGUGUGUGAUAAGUGCAUCUUGAUCCAAAGAGCAAGCUAAUUUCAGUGAUAAAGUUUUGUAUGAUAGUGACUCUGCUACAGUUCGAUGGAGAGAUUGUGGACGACUUCUAUUUUUAAGUAAUAAUGUGAUUUUUUUUGAGGUAAUGAUAUUGUUUAGCAUAUGGCACCAAGUGCACUGUUAAUACUACGCUGUGUUGUGCGGGAAUUGUAGGUGGCGCUCGUCCCUGCCUGCCUUCCGUCUUAUUGAACUUGUGUAUAAUCUGGCUGUAAGCUUCACUACUGCGACAUCUCAUCAAUGUGCUUGUUAGUUCCAUGUUCCGAGGGCCUCCAAGUGUUCCUCUAGCAUCUCCUAUGCAUUCAUGAUCAUCGCCAUCUCGUCACCAUCUCGUCAUCAUCACGUGACUUCAUGGCCACAGCCUCCUCAUCAACCAUCUGCCAUCAUGCAUUUAAUAUUUCUUGUAUUGUGCUGUCUUGUUCUAGAAAUGUCACCAAGUGACAAUAUAAUAUAUGUAUAAAGCUGUUUGUAUGAUAAGGAUCAACAUCUAGAUGUGAUGUAAGCACAUUAAUUGUUUCACCUUCCUCAAUGUUCCCCAUCAUGGCCGAUCACCUUUGUGUCGCUAUCCCACCAUUUUAAGUACCAUAAUUAUUCUAGUAAUUCAGACAGGAAAUAAAUUAUAUUGCAUAUAUACGCAUAAUAUAGGAAGGUAGAAAUUAUUACUGGGAAAAACACACUGAUUUUUGUCAUUAUUGGUGUGAAAAAUUGCCUUAUGUCCAGCAUGAAAAAUUCAGCUUUGAUGAAAUAUUUCGCUGUUGUUUCGGUUUAAAUAAUUAUAGUAACAUCAGCAUUGUUUGUUCCUGUACAAAACUAUUGAACGGAUUGAUAUUCUGAUUGAGAUAAACUACCAAUUGCCCAGAAUUAAUUAGGUUUGUAUUAUUAGAAUAAUUACAUGGUAUCGCAGCCGACAGACUUUGCUGCCCCUGGCGUGUGCAGACAAACAGACAGUUCAAAGGUCACCAGUGUGUAUCUAAUACAUACAGUGAUGACCUUCAAGGUCGCUAAUAGUGUAGUGUCAAAGUUCACCAGUGGAUGCAUGGAUGAACAGAAACUAUUUAAUAAUUAUUUUUGUAUGAAGAAUUCAAGAGAAAAUAUUUAGAAAUAAAGAUCUUAAAGUAGAUACAUUUAGACACAUAUUUAGUAAAUUUUAUAUCCUACUCAAAAGAAAUUAAAGAACAUCCCAAUAUUUUCAUGCCAUUACACUUAAUCUGUGAUAGAUUAAAAUUAGUAUAUGAAGGAAUUGAUUGUUCGAGAAAUUAUUUUUAGUGGUAUAUACAGGGUAAUCAGAGUGAUGUCCCUUGUUCUGAGUGCAGUAGGACUAUGCUAUAUGUAUAUAUAUAGUGACCUUUAACCUGUCUGUGUGUCUGUACAUCCAUGCUGAUGAGGGUGCUGAUUUUGAGGUGCUAAUUGCUUCUCGCUCACUGUAUAUCAUGUGGUGGUAUAAAUCUAAUGAUGACUGCUUCGGACAAUAAGUGGAGAUGCGCCAUUCAUUGAUUCAAAUAAUGUGAGGAUAAAAAAUACCUGUGUAACCCAAUGUUUUUAUCUAAGUUAAAACUUUGGAGACUAAACAAGCGGUUCUGAUGAUAUACAAUAUGGUUUAAGGAAAGUAUGAUGUGUCCAGCUUGAGAGUGGAUGGUAGGACUUGUUGGGUCGAGCAGCAUCUUGCAUAUGUAUAGUCAACAUCAUCAUCAGGCCAAUCUUUUAUCAAUAUAUGGAUUACAGGCUUCUGUCAUCAGAGGCGUAAAGAUUUAAAAUAUAAUUAUGACCAAAGUAGCGGUUGACAAAUUGAUUUUAGUGAGUAUUUGAAGCAUUUAGGAUGCUGUCUGAUCCUUUUCAUGUUUGUCAAAAUAUGAGUUUCAAAUGAAUCUCACUGUCACACAAUUUUGAGGCUAAGAGUUUUUUGCUGAUGUCAACGUAAUCCCAGUUUUUAGAGGUGUGACGAUACAGAAAUUGCACGAUAUGAUACGUGUCGUGAUAUCUUGGAAUGAUACGAUUCAAUUCGAUGCAUAUCACGAUAUGCUAUCUUAAGUUAUUUUCUUUCAAAAAGUAUAUUUUGAUAGCAAGUAACAGAGUAAAUUUGGCAUCACCGUAAAUUUCUGGUAAUAAUUUUAAGGUCAACGAUACAUAUCACGAUACGAAAAAAAGUAUCGAUAUAUUUAUCUUCAGAUAAAGUAUCACGAUUGUCGAUACUGCGAUAUAUUGUCACAGCUCUACAAGUUUUGAAAAAAAGAUUGGCCUAGUGGUUUACUGGUAUAUUUCAGACAUCAUGAAGUGCCCCUUGCAAAAGCAGAAGGUAGUAAUGCACCAUGUAACAGAUCCCCAAGGGCUUGCAUUGUGUGAAACCUACACUAACCCCUUAUCCAAUCUCAAAUUACAUCCCCUUGAUUUCCAUUUGCCAAUUUGAUUGGCUCUGCUACCAGGUCCAAAGGACCAAUCAGAAUGCAAGCUACAAACUAGUCUCAAUGUUGGGUUGGCAAUAUUAACAUCUCACUGAUUAUGAUUGAGUUUGCAAAAAAUUCAAAAUUGAAAACUGAUUUCAAAAGUGUCUUCUGUCCAUAAAUACUGGUUUGGGCAUUUAUUUCUAGAUAAUACCAGUUACCUCCCUUAUCCUUUCCCUUCUGACAAUGUUUGAUUGGUCAGUAAAAUGUUACUGAAAAUCAUGAGUGGGUAAUUUGGAAUCUCAAAAAGCAUGAAAACUAAUCCCGAGGUCAUUGUAGGUUCACUGUAAAUGCUUGUCCUGGAGAUAGAGGAUGCAUGUAACACUGUCCACAGCUCAAGCAGAGCCCCUGGUGUUAGUCUUAGUGCCAAGUUUGCUGGUAGACCUGACCCUCAUGCACACCAACACUUGUCCAAAGUAACAAAUGAGUUGCUUGGAAGAUAUAUUUGCAUAUUUGUUUUGUGAAGGCUACUUAUCACUGUUUCCACAAAACUUAUUGUGGUUGUCUGUAGGAAAGCAAAGACAUUGAGAUAUUAAUCAAAAAUUUAUUGUCUUUCCAAAGAAAAUGGGGAAGUUUUGAUUAAUGCUUUAUUUACUAGUAUUUAUGGUCGGUAGAGUUUACAAAAUCUUUGGCAGUAUUAAGUGUCAGGUAGAAUGGCCACAUUUAUUGUUACUGAAAAUAAAUGGCACAUGGGCACGAGUGAUAUGUGUAAGAAAUCAAGUAAUCCAUUUAAGACAAAAGUGCUUUCCAACAGCUUGUUCGUAUAGUGCUAUAGAGAGAAGUGAUGUCACACUCUCAACCUGGGGAUGAUCACACACCAGCUGCAGUAUAUGUAGCCAUGUGCAUCCAGAUGUUAUAAUACAUAUGUUUCCUGUCAUUUUCAAAGGCAAGGGAGAUAAAUGACUAAAAAAGAUCCAGUUUCCACCCAUCAAGAACUAGGCCGGGAUUUUUUAGUUACGUUUUGACAAACUAGUCUCUGCAUAAUACAUUCAAAAUGGACAUCUGUUUCGUAACUUUUCUAUAAAUUUCGGUCAGUUGUAGGAUUUGAAAAUUGAUGCCCAGGUGACGUCACAUAUUUUCCAUUUCUUUUUAAUUCAAGGUGCUGAAGUAAUUUGAUGCACUUCACGAUGUAAUACAGAUCUUGAAUAUUGAUCCAAUGGUUUGAGCAAGUGCUGCCAUUUUGUUUGAAGGAAAUGUAGGUAAUAUGAUAGGAGGAAUCUGAUGUCCAGGAGUGACAUAGGUGAAACGUACCUAAUAAUAGCCACUGAUGGCACCAUGCUUGAGCCACAAUAUUCAAGCCAAGUUCAGCAAGGUGGAAACUGGACUCUUGUAGUCAGUUAACUUCUUUACCUUAGGAUAAUGGUUUUCUAUAGAUACAAUUUUAGAAAUCCCAUUUUCUCCCCCUGCUGAUAUUGUUUUGGGAGUUCAUUUGCCCACUUGUAGUGUACCUAAUGUUGACACAUGGUGGAGAUGACAAGGGGUCUUCUUGUGGUGCCUAGUCCAAACUAUAUCAAAACCAUAGAAAUUGUGCUUAUAUCAUUAAUUGUAGAACAAUUAGAAAGUUAAAGCAUUUGAUGAAAUUGGUUUGAACCUUUCUAAGUUUGUUAGGGCAGAUAUACAUGUUGUUUCUUUUCAAGGUAAAUUUGUAAAGAGUGUUGAAUUGUUUUCAGUUAUUGUAUGAAAUGAUAAAACCUUGUCAAAGUUCCCAACUUACAUUUGAUGUUUGGAAUAAGAUAAAUGUUUCUGUCUCACAUAUAAACCAACACCAGGAAAUUGGAUAACAUUGGGUGCUGCAAUUUUUCACUCAUGUUUGGUUUCAUUUGUAAAAGUCACUUUCAUAUUUUGAACAUUUAGAAAACAUCUUUUGAUGAUUCUAGAUUAUUCUUGAUCAUGGUUACCUCUUUUGAAGUAAAGUAAUUAAUGACAAAUUAGAAUAGACAAUGUUCUGAUUUGAAGUGAAAUUUGUUCCGCUUCCAAUUCUGAUUAGAAUGGAAGCAGUCUUCCCAGUAUCAUCUUAGUGGGCUUUAAAUUGAGAGUGAUAUUUACUUCUUUGAAACUGUUUAGAUGAAACCUAUUUAUAAUGACAGAGGGUGUAGUAUUGAUUAAAUCCACUAGAUGUAGUGGAAUUGUGAUUAUAUUUACAGUAGUAGUGGAUUGUUGGGCUGUGAAGUAGGGGACACAACUCUAUAUUGCUAUCACUAACUUAAAAAUGAAUUUAGUUCAUUUCAUAACCAUGCUGCCAUAUUUAUUACAAUUGCUGCUCACUUGUUUGGUGUGUACUGUCUUUGAUUUGUGGUAAGGAUAAUAGCUUGUUACGGAGACCUGUUUGUAUCAUCACAACAUAAGGAUAUGGAAUAUUUUGUGUUCUGGAUGUAGACAUUUAUUUACAUCACCUUUUUCAUGAUUUUUUUGAGGAAUUUAUUACAUGUUCUAUCUUUUGUAAUUUUGACAGUUGUGCAUUUCAAAAGUAUUAUACUUCCUGUUGUUAAACAGAAUGUGCAUUGGUGUUUUUUUAAAAUUAAUUCUUUAUUUAAUAUUGCAAGACUUGUUAUUGUUAUUCAUUUAGAGAAUGUUAAGUUUGUAGAAAAGAAUUGUGUUUUCUUUAAGUAAACAAUUCCAUGGUAAUAGGUUAAAUUUUUACACAGAAAACCUAAAUAUAAAACUUUGUUACGGAGGUGACACUAGAAAUGAUACAAUAAGAAAGUUGAACUAUGUACAGUAGUUGUGCCAGGAGAGUCACAUUCACAACUGUUGGAGAAUUAUAAAAUAUUUAACGUUGAAACAUGGCAGAUGAGGCUACCCAAGAAUACAUCUUGUAUCCAGCAAUACCUGUGUCAUCAACUCAUCAGUUGCCUAGCAACACUAUAUAUUUUUGUUAAGCUGAAGGGAUACAUUACAAUAUUGGAUAAUUUUUUAAUGACUACAAAUUGCGACGCCAUGGCAUCGAGUUUUAAACUUUUGUCCUGUCUAACAGGGCUGAAUGUCGAUGGAAUUUUGUUACGGUUUCAGAAUAAUAUCAGGCUUUGUGAACGGCUUUAUUAGCUUUUUACAAUGGUUACUGUGAGAUUUUAAAAAUUCUGUUUCUUGGUUUUUAGCAUGAUAUGGCUUCGUUCCAUAAAGCUCAUCCAUGCUAGGACUUAGACCUAUGUUCCAGCACUGGUCUCACUUGUAAAACCGCCUUGUGGAAAGGUAGGAUCAUCAUCACCAAGUUUCUAACAUGGCCCUACAUCCUGAGUUAUUAUUCACCAGUCCUCGCUUCUUGUCCUAGGCUGCAGUGAGGAUGUAGCAGUGAUUCGACCGGUCAUAUCGAACAGUCUUUUAUUCACGCUGUUUGACCUCAUACUAAGUUUUAUCAUCAGUUUCAUUUUGUGGUUAAGCAGGGUUUCAAAGAGAUGAAAAUCUCUUUUAAAUCUUUUCAUUAUGGGUCAUGGUUUUUUAAUUUACCUGAUAAAUAAAAUAUCUCAUCAGAUUUUAUACAUUUGCAGUUAUUUAUAUACUUUUUCCAAAACCUAGGUGAUAUCUUUGUGAAAAUAUUGACUUUUUACUCAGUCCAAAUGUCAACCAUUUAGAUAUUCAGUAAGCAUUAUUUUCAUAAAAUAUUUUCAAAAUAUCACCACGAAAGACUACAUUUCAAGAAUGUGCAGCGUGUGUCAAUCAGUUCUUUUUUCAUAACAUGUGUCUGCAUGUGGUUUCACCAGGUUCUGUACAUAUAUACACAGUGUAAUGGCAUUUGAUGGACUUGUUGUUCCAGUUGCCAAAGAUAUGAUCUAGGGCAGAAGAACAAUAGAUGUACUUUACUGCUUAGACAAUGCAACUUUCCUCUCUGUCACACUUGAAAUGUCGUACCCUGUUUUUUUAACAUACUACCCAUGUACAGAGCUUAGCUUUGUCGUCUGGCACCAUAGUCUUCAGUCUGGUAACCAUGGUAACAGGUGCUAGCAGUGAAAAAUGGCAGGAAGCAGUUACAACAGCUUUACUAUGAAAUCUUAUGGCACAUGUAUCUUUAAAGGUAGUUUGCAUUUUCUUAUAAAAAGUGAAUGUGUUUAGUAAUGUAUUGAACACUGGAGAAAAUUGGUUAAGAAAUAUAUCAGUGUAUUUUGUGAUACAAAUCAGUCGUCUCAGAUGAAACAUAAGUCACUGAUUGGAGAAGUUUACAUGGGAAUUAUUACAUUACAAGAAUGUAUGUAUAUGUAGACAUAUAGAAAACUCAAGUACUCUUGUCUCCCUCCCCAGUGUUAGAUUUUACUCCAAGUACUAGGACCAGACAAAGAGGACAUGCAUCUCAGUUGGUGUCAUGUUUUGUUCUAUAUUCCUUUUAGCAUGGCAUUUUUUAAUUAUUAGGAACCAUUUUUUCAUAUAUGUUUGGGCCAGUGUUUUAAUGGUAGAUUUUUUUGUAUCAUCUCAACAAAUUUGAAAUGUUAUCAAGCUUUAUAAAAUACAGUGGACAGAUGCCACAUUCAAAUGUGUAUAUGAAAUAGAAGUCUCUUAAAAUCUUAGUAAUUAUAACCAGAAUCUCUUCCGCCCUGAUUCAUACUCUUCCUGCACGUGGAGCACCCUGCUUCCCCUGUCUGCACAGGUUGCCAUGACUACAAGACUGCCUCACACUACCCCCGCCAACAAUCUGUUUGGGGGUCAGGCAGCUUCCUAUCUCCCAUGUCAGGGCAGCCAUUUACCCCCACCCCAGGGCUGCUCUUAUUGUGGUGUAGCUCGUUGUGUGGUAUUGUAUUCCUCAGCAGCAGCUACAUUCCCUGCUGUUGACCGGAACUAACGGUCUGACUGGACAUCUUGUAGUAGCUGCAGGUGCCAACUAACGGUCUGACUGGACAUCUUGUAGUAGUUGCAGGUGCCAACUAACGGUCAGACGGGACAUCUUAUAGUGCCAAUCAGUGUUAGCAAAGGGUCUGACUGAACAUCUUGUAGUAGCUGCCGGCACCAACUCAUGGUCAGACUGGACAUCUUGCAAUAUUUGUUGGCGCCAACUUACAGUCAGACUGGACAUAUAAAAGCAGCCAUCAGCGGCCACUUAUGGUUGGACUGAACAUGUUCGAAUAACUGCUGGCAAGAACUAACGGUCAGACUUGAAACUUGUAGUUACCACUCGUACCAACUAAUGGUCAGACUGGACAAUGUCUGUUUUUCUUGUAGUGGUCACUGGCAUGGACUAAUGUAUGUUUGUCUUACAGGGGCCAUUGGCACCAAUCAGCGUUCAGACUUGACAUCUUGUGGUGGCCACCAGCGCUGACCAAUGUUCAGUCAACAUCUUAAAGUGAGCAUCAGUGUUAGCUAAUGGUCUUACUGAACAUCUUAUAGUGCCCAUCAGUGUUAGCUAAGGGUCUGACUGAACAUCUUAUAGUGCCCAUCAGUGAUAGCUAAUGGUCUGACUGAACAUUUAUAGUGGUCGCCAGCAAUGACCUAUAUUCUGUCUGGACGCGUGAUGGUGGCCACUAUUGGGCUGACUGGACAUCUUAUUUGCAGAUCUAUCAAUGUCUUUUUUCCUCUCAAACAUGUCUUGAAAUCAAACUAAAUCCCUUACGAACAUGUUGUACAAGUUUAUUUCAUCUUUAUCAGUAACAAUGACUGUAAAAUUAAAAUUAAUGAAACUGC
Haliotis rubra (blacklip abalone) is the source of this 11053-nucleotide messenger RNA. RefSeq names its product estrogen receptor-like. Bases 298 to 2874 code for a protein of 858 amino acids. The record is from RefSeq and is a predicted model, not a curated record. Gene Ontology annotation, biological process: regulation of DNA-templated transcription. Gene Ontology annotation, molecular function: zinc ion binding; DNA-binding transcription factor activity; sequence-specific DNA binding. The transcript is spliced from 11 exons. NCBI's taxonomy places the organism in Eukaryota, Metazoa, Mollusca, Gastropoda, Lepetellida, Haliotidae.